Molecule: messenger RNA, 4508 nt
Organism: Girardinichthys multiradiatus
Lineage: Eukaryota; Metazoa; Chordata; Actinopteri; Cyprinodontiformes; Goodeidae
Gene: hdc
Product: histidine decarboxylase
Exons: 12
Coding region: 1626-3641 (671 amino acids)
Biological process (GO): L-histidine catabolic process; histamine biosynthetic process
Molecular function (GO): histidine decarboxylase activity; pyridoxal phosphate binding
Source: RefSeq, a predicted model, not a curated record
ACAGAUUUAUUAGAAAAUAAAAUAUAAAAAGCUAAAAUCUGGGAUAAUCCUUAUGCAUAAGUAUGCAGAGCCUUAAACGUCUGAGUUUACACAUGGCAUCAGUUCUUGUGAAACAUAUAAACCAAAAAUUAAGUCAAAAAGUUCAGCCAUCCUGGAAGGAUUUUCCUAACAUUUACUUAUUUUUACCCUUUAGUUGAAGUCAUGAUACCCAUUAAAUACAUCUUUCCGAAUAGUUACACACACACACAUACACUACACCACCACAGUUAUGUGAAAAUGUCUGAAAAGGUGUAUGAAGAAAUAAAACCAAUUUGAUCAUACCCCUUACCUUCCUAUAGUCCUUAACAUGGAUACACUUCCUGUUUCUGUUUUACAUAUGAGGUUGCAAUGCUCCAAAGCAAACAAACAGAUACAUAAAUAUACAUAAACCCCUACAUGUACACUUACAGAUAUACACAACACCAACAUAUGUACACAUAAAUUUAUACGCACCGACAGCAACACAGGACCAUUCUAAAUAUGUGUGUGUUAUACACAUUCUCACUCUGGUUGAGGUACCCAUUGGUGUUCACUGCCUUUCUUCUCAUAUCUUUUUAGGAUAUUUAGUUUUUUUCUCAAACAGGGCCACUUUUGGACUCAGUGCUGAGUUUGUUCUAUUCACAUCACUCACUGAAAUGCACAUUCAUUUUGUAUUUGUUUAAGUAUGUAUAGAUUUGAAAUUAAGAGUUUCCUGUAAUUAUACUUGCCCACUCUCUUAACAUGUUUUAUUUUAAUGUUAUCUGGUAGCUGUUUAUUUCUGGCUUUAUACAUUAGUUGUGUUCUUCAAAAUUCUGCCAGAUCUGGAAAUUUUAGCAGGCAGGAGUUAAUGAAAAAUAAAUUAGUGUGAUUGUGAUAACCAACCUUAUGAACCCUUGUAAUGGCUCUUUUCUGUAGCGAACAUAACGGUAAGAGUGAAGUUCUGUAGGUGUUACCCUAAAAUUAUACACAGUAGUUUAGAUAUGGUAAAAUCAGGGAACGCUAGAGAAUGUGUAGUGCUUUAUAAUUCAGAAAAUGUUUCGCUUUACUAAGAUGAUCUUCCAUUAAUGAAAUUGCAUCUUCUGGGACACAGCCACAUAAAAAGUCACUUAAAUCUCACAUGUUUCUGCAGAAAGUUAGUUGUCUUCCUGCACACCUCGCCUAUCUGUCAUUGAAGUUGGUUGCUCCCAGUUGCCUAUGAAGUCAAAAUUGUGAAAAGAAAAGUCUGAAUUCUGAGAAAAACGUCAGAAUUCAGAUUUUUCUUUUCAGUGGCCCAAAACUCUUCCGUAAUAACAUAAUAAAACUACUUUAUUUUGUUGCAGAGAUAUUGCACUAAAUAUUUUAUCUGAGAUUAUAUUUUCAAAGUAAUGUGAAUAAAUGCUUCAUUACUCAUAGAGAAAAGGUACAUAUUUAGGUACAAAUGUGGGAUGGCUGGAUAACUAAAAGAAAACAUGAAGAGCAUGUUUGAUGGUUCAGUUGCGUCACAAAUUCUGGGCGUGUUUCUCACAACGAGGUCCAUAUAGUCCUGUGAUCCCUGAUACUGUAUACACAACACAUUUCUGCAGCCUAUUGUAGCACUGCUUAGUUAAAGAGAGGACUCUUCUCCGAAAAUGCAGACUGAGGAAUACAAUCGCAGAGGUAAGGAGAUGGUGGACUACAUCACAAAGUACCUGAGCUCUAUCAGGGAGAGAAGAGUCAUCCCAGACGUGAAGCCAGGCUACAUGCAGGAGCUGCUUCCAGAAGCUGCGCCGACUGAACCAGAGGACUGGGAGGAAAUCUUCAAGGAUAUUGAGAAAAUCAUCAUGCCUGGAGUAGUUCACUGGCAGAGCCCUCAUAUGCACGCCUACUACCCCAGUCUGACUUCAUGGCCCUCCAUGUUAGGGGACAUGUUGGCCAAUGCCAUCAACUGUGUGGGAUUUACUUGGGCCUCCAGCCCAGCCUGCACAGAGCUAGAAAUGAAUGUGAUGGACUGGCUGUGUAAAGCACUGGGACUUCCUUUUUUUUUCCUGCAUCAUCAUCCUGACAGCAGAGGUGGAGGCCUGCUGCAGAGCACAGUCAGUGAGGGGACAUUAGUUGCACUCCUGGCUGCCAGGAAAGACAAAAUUCUGCAGCUGAAGGCCAAGCUGGACCAGGAAGUGGACGAGUCGGUUCUCAACUCAACACUGGUGGCCUACGCUUCAGAUCAGGCACAUUCGUCGGUCGAGAAGGCAGGUCUCAUUACUCUGGUGAAGAUCAGGUUUCUUCCUGCUGACGAGAAGCUGUCUCUGAGAGGAGAAACUCUGAAACAAGCUAUUCAAGAGGACAGGAGGAGAGGACUUGUUCCGUUCAUGCUGUGUUCGACUCUAGGAACAACAGGAGUGUGUGCAUUUGACAAGCUCUCCGAACUGGGACCAGUCUGUGAAGAAGAGGGACUCUGGCUUCAUGUUGACGCUGCAUAUGCCGGCUCAGCCUACUUCUGUCCUGAGCUACGCUGGUCCCUGGAGGGCAUUGAGUUCACACAGUCUUUUGUUUUUAACCCGUCUAAGUGGAUGAUGGUUCACUUUGACUGCACAGCUUUCUGGGUAAAGGAUAAAUAUAAGCUGCAACAGACCUUCAGUGUUGAUCCUGUUUACCUCAGACAUGAAAACUCACGGGCAGCCACUGACUUUAUGCACUGGCAAAUUCCUCUCAGCCGUCGUUUCCGAUCUCUGAAGCUUUGGUUUGUCAUGCGUUCCUUUGGGCUGAAAAAACUCCAGGCUCAUAUCAGACAUGGGAUCGAGAUGGCGAAACUCUUGGAGUCUCACAUAAGGAGUGACCCAAAUUUUGAAGUUCCUGCAGAGAGACAUCUUGGCUUGGUGGUUUUCUGUCUGAAAGCAGGAAACAGUUUGACCCAGGAGCUGCUAAGGAGACUCACCCGUUCUGGCAUCAUGUACCUCAUCCCUGCAGAAAUCCAAACAAGACGCAUCAUUCGAUUUACAGUGACCUCACAGUUUACCACAGCAGAUGACAUUCUGAAGGACUGGACCUUUAUUUCUAAAACUGCUAGCACUCUUCUUGCUGAGAAGCACAGUUUUAAUAAUGCUGACCAGCUGAGAUCUGGCACGAAAAAGACGAAAGGAAAAGAAGAAAAUCCAGAUCCUCACUUGGAUGCCAUGGCUGAGGAAAAAGAAGAUGUGGUCACCCAGCUAGAAAAAGCUCAGGUAGACCUGUGGAUUGACAAAGCUUGGAAUCGACCUAGAAGACCAAUGCGAUCUCUUAGCUGCAACAGCGAGCCCCUACCUUAUUGGGCGCUGUUUAGCUUUGACUGUGAAACAACACCAGGUCUUCAGGAUGGAUCAGAUGGCCUCCGUGUGCCAUCAGCAACAGAAUCUGGCUCAUUGUCAAUGAUCACCGAGAUGCCUUCAAAUCUUCCAGGGAAACAGGUUCUGAAAAAACUUACGAAGUUCUACAGUGUGCCCAGUUUCUGCAACCAGUGGACCCAGUGCAGUCGGCACCAGCUGAGCUGCCCUCUGAAGGUCUCACAUGGCAGUCAAAAAACCUUCUCCACUACCCACAAGAGAAUGAACAGCAUGCCUUCUUCUCCUGCUGCAAACACAUCACCUUCUACCUCUCCGCUGGAAAGUGCCAAUGGUGCUCAACUUCAAUAACUCUCAAAUCAAUUAACAGUAAUUUAAAGUCAGUUAACAAGCAAAUUAGACAAUGUCAAAAGAAUUAAAUUUGUGUACACGUUGUGUCUCUAUUUUUUUAAUUUACAAUAAAAAGUACUCCCCGCUCACUGUUGAAUGUUAAUUUUUACACUGAGUUAUGGAUGGUGCGUUUGCUGCACUUAACUAUAAACAUAUGUUUUUUUGUUUUUAAAUUUUUUUAGAAAGUACCUCAGGCUCAAUAGUUCUGUGUUUAGCCUUGUGUUUUGAUUUGGCCAGAUACUAGUAAAAAGCUAUUGCUGCCAGUUGCGCUGUCUUUAUCUCUUUUUUCUGAACUGAGUAAUGGAUGGAACCUCUUUAGCCAUUAACUAUAUGCUGUAUACUCUUUGUGCUUUAUUACUGUAGAAGGUACUCCUGACUAAAUGCUUGUAUUUUUAGCUUCUUUCUUUUAUUAGAACUGAGCCAUGGAUGGAACUAUUGCUGACAUGAACCUUGUUUAUUCAGUUUUCUUUGUACCAUUACAAAGUACUCUGGCUCUGGCUCUGUGCUAAACCUGUUUGUAUUUUCUGCACUGAGCCAUUGACAAAGCCAUUGCUACCAAUAAUGUUAUGCUCUCUUUCUUUUUUAUUACUACAGAAGGUAACCCUGGCUGUGCAGUUCUGUGUUUUGGUUGUAUGAACCAUUGAUGGGGUGAUUGCUGCCAUUACCAAUGUGUACUCUAUUUGUUUUUCUUUACCACAGAAAGUACUCCUGGCUCAGUGAUUUUGUGUCCAACUGUGGGUCUUUCCUGAACAAAAUCAUUUAGGGAGCUAUUUCUGUUUUAACUGAUAUGUUCCUUGUUUAUCCCAAUAAAAUUAAGCUCCUGGCUCA